Phytophthora nicotianae INRA-310 is the source of this 2257-nucleotide messenger RNA. RefSeq lists its product as hypothetical. Gene Ontology annotation, molecular function: microtubule binding. Lineage: Eukaryota; Oomycota; Peronosporomycetes; Peronosporales; Peronosporaceae. Gene Ontology annotation, biological process: microtubule cytoskeleton organization. The transcript is spliced from 10 exons. Gene Ontology annotation, cellular component: cytoplasmic microtubule. The record is from RefSeq and is a predicted model, not a curated record. The coding region runs from base 25 to 2106 and encodes 693 amino acids.
UUCUGAUUCCGCACUCGCUGCAACAUGCGUGGCGACCAGCGCACCGACAUGAGCCUCAUGACCUUCGGAGGCAAGACAAACGUCGUGCUGGAGCUGGGCAAGCGGCUGAUCCAGCCCGAAGAGGAGUGGAAGGACAAAUGUGCCGCCUUCACGGAGCUGCGUGCGCUCCUGUCAGACUCUUCUUUACUACAGAGCAAGCUCAACGAUGCACCAGAGGCCGUAGUAGCCGAAGAUAUACCAAGCGUCUUCACACAUGAAAAUGUCCAGGCGCUGACGCAGCCUUUCCGUGGGACGGUGACCGACUUGCGCUCCACGGUCGUCAAGGAAGCGUGCGCCACGCUAUCGCAUUUAGCACAGACGCUGGGACCCGCGAGAUGCAAAAUCCUCAUACGUGACGUAUUUCCCACGCUACUGGACGCUAGAGGAGGCUCGAACAAGGUAAAUACUACAGCGAUCCACAACUGUAUCGAGGCCAUUGUGGACGCUACACCCAGUCGAUUCGUGCUGGCACCUGUGCUCCAAGUGCUGAAUACAAGCAAGAAUCGCGAGGUGAGAGAGAGCUGCAUUCAUUACAUAUAUUUGGCUCUCGAAGGCUGGAAUAGCGCUGUCCUGGAAAGGUUUAGGAUACCUCUCCAGUCGGCUAUCGCGACCUCACUAAGCGAUGCGUCGCCCAGAGGACGUGAAAAGGCUCGUGAUUGCUACUGGAAAUAUAUCGCGAUCUGGCCCGAUCAAGCGGACAGGAUAAAUGGUUUGCUAGCCGAUGCGGUCAAGAAACAUUUGAAGCGAUCUCAUAACGAAGCUGGCUUGGGCAAAUCACACCAGCCUGCAAAGCGCAGACAUCUAGCGACAAUUACGAACACGAUUUCCCUGGAAAAUGCGACUAAAAACUUGAGUACUGGAGACGCGACAGCACGCGCGAACAAAUCUUUUAGGCAACCAAACCGGCGAUUAAAAUCUCGAGCAAAAUCAAGCAUGAAGCCGCGUGGCUCCGCCGACAAGAAGAUGACGCCACCAACCGCAGACACGAACGUACUGACAACUCCAGUGCCAUUGCAGCGAAAAUAUGCUCUAACCCCUGCGAGUGGAAUUCCUCUGCCAAGCCGAAUUCCUACGACACCAACGUCUGCGUUGAAGAAAACUCCUGAAGGCAGCAUGCCGUCAAAAAUCCCGACCCCACCACAAACAGCGCCCGCUACAGUGCAGUCUGAGACCGCAAUCCAGCAACAAACGUCAACAUAUUCGGAAGGCGAUUUUGCUCAGCUCCAUGCGGAAAACGAAUUGCUCGUCAAACAAUUACAAACCCAAGCCCAGGAACUGCAACAACUCCAUGAGCGAAUUCAGAUGAUGGAUGAGGAAAAACAGAUAAGUGAAUCAAGGUACAAGGAUGCGAUGGCUGCAACCAUGGAUGCCCAUGCCCAAGACACAGCGACGCAACAAGAGAUUCAAUACAAGCUUGCUGAGCAACUUGCGAGUCAAGAAGACGAGCUAGAGGAAUUGAAAAGCCAGCAUAGCCAAUCCUCGCCACCAAUUCAACCAACACUUGAAACAAAGAAUCGAGUGGGUCAGCUAGAGAGCGAGCUGUCUUCGUUGUCGGAGCAGCUUGAAGCUGCGAGAGCCAAGUUGGAGGCGUCGAAUGCCGAGGCAGGUGACGAGAUGAAUGCUCUUCGGAACGAGAAGUGUGCUUUGGAGGAGCGUUUGUCGGCUCAGAGUAUGCAGCUAGAGGAGCUCCAGGUUCAACAGUGUUCGGUGGUGACAGCGUUCGAGGAGGAGAAGCGUGCGCUGGAGAGCGAGGUGGCUUCACUGAAGAAGCGUGAGUCGGAGGCGAUGAUGAGUUUCAAUGAGAACACGUCGGCUGUGGUGACUGGAUUCAAUUUUAAUGCUUGUGGUGGCGAACAGUCUUCUAGUGGUCGUGUAAAAUCUGAUGCUACAGAUUACCCCCAGGCCGCUACAGAGAGCGUUGAACCCAAGCCAUUAAUCCCUCUUCGAGCUUUCUCGCUGGCAAUUGCACGUGACCGAUCUGACAUUGAAGCAGAAGAACGUCGAAUCAACGAUGCCAAUUUGCUCAAGAGAAGACUUCGCCGACAAAAUCGUCAGCGCCAGACGUGAGGCGAAGUACCACUGCCAAGCGGUAGAUGCUUGUGAAUGUUUGUUAGCAUGAUAUUUAUUGCCUACGACUUGGCUGUAGUAUAACUAACUCUGCGACUAUGACGCACACAGUUUGACAAUGAUAUCAAACGAGAAAAACAUCAAACUAGUG